Molecule: messenger RNA, 1943 nt
Organism: Juglans microcarpa x Juglans regia
Lineage: Eukaryota; Viridiplantae; Streptophyta; Magnoliopsida; Fagales; Juglandaceae
Product: DUF21 domain-containing protein At2g14520-like
Exons: 11
Coding region: 383-1699 (438 amino acids)
Biological process (GO): magnesium ion homeostasis
Cellular component (GO): intracellular membrane-bounded organelle
Source: RefSeq, a predicted model, not a curated record
AUUCCCAAACAAACCGGAUUCAGGAGUCAGGACAGCAUAUUCGGACAAAGCCGUUAGCCAUUCCCUCUUGCCUUCCAUCCCGUAAAAACACCGUCAAAUUCCCCGUCCCUUUCUUUCGCCGGCGGUCUCUCUCCUCUCUCUCUGUGGCCGAAAUUUACGCAUACAAUAGUUUAUAUACACGUGGUAUAUACGUAUAUACUUUCCCAUCCUACACAUACAUAUUCUAUAAACUUCUCUCUCUGUCUCUCUGGAAUCUUUGUAUUCGAGAAGAUUCGGCCGCGGAGACGGUUGCGCUCUGAUUGUUUUUUGUUGUUGCUUUCUCUGAGCUCGAGGUCUGUGUUUGGUGGAGCUGAAGAGAGGGGGAAGGGGGCAGGCGAUUUGAAUGGCGGUGGAGUACAAAUGUUGCGAAUCGGGAUUCUUCAUACACAUAGUGAUAAUCUUACUGUUGGUGAUGUUCGCGGGGCUGAUGUCAGGGCUCACCUUGGGGCUCAUGUCCAUGAGCCUCGUCGAUCUCGAGGUCCUCGCCAAGUCUGGAACUCCUAAGCAUCGCCAACACGCCACAAAGAUAUUGCCAGUGGUCAGAAAGCAGCAUUUAUUGCUUUGCACCCUGCUAAUUUGCAAUGCUGCUGCCAUGGAGGCGCUUCCCAUUUUUCUUGAUGGUCUGGUCACAGCCUGGGUUGCUAUUCUGAUUUCAGUGACAUUGAUUCUUCUGUUCGGCGAGAUAAUACCGCAAUCUGUUUGUUCUCGCUAUGGUUUAGCAAUUGGCGCAGCAGUGGCACCAUUCGUACGCGUUCUUGUUUGGAUCUGCUAUCCUAUAGCAUUUCCAAUCAGCAAGCUAUUAGACAUUAUGUUGGGACAUGGGCAUGUAGCUCUUUUUCGCAGAGCUGAGUUGAAAACACUUGUAGAUUUGCAUGGCAACGAGGCUGGAAAAGGUGGAGAGUUGACGCAUGAUGAGACUACAAUUAUUGCCGGAGCACUUGAGCUUUCCGAAAAAACAGCUAGUGAUGCCAUGACUCCUAUAUCUGAAACUUUUGCAGUUGAUAUCAAUGGCAAGCUUGACAGGGAGUUGAUGAAUCUAAUUUUGGAGAAAGGGCAUAGCAGAGUGCCAGUUUAUUAUGAACAAUCUACAAACAUAAUUGGACUUAUCUUGGUCAAGAACUUGCUAGCGAUGCACCCAGAAGAUGAAAUGCCGGUAAAGAGUGUCACAAUACGUAGGAUUCCAAGAGUGCCAGAGACUUUGCCCUUAUAUGACAUAUUGAAUGAGUUUCAGAAAGGUCACAGCCACAUGGCUGUUGUUGUAAGACAGUGCAAUAAGGCGGUAGAAGCGUCCCCUAGUCACCCUUCCGAAAAUCAAUCGAAUGACGUGAGAAUACUCAUUGAUGGUGAAAAGCCUCCCCAAGAGAAGAUUGUAAAGAGCAAGAUAUCACUCCAGAAGUGGAAGAGCUUUCCCAACAGUUCGGACAAUUCACAUAAGGGUGGACCUAGGAGUAAGAAGUGGACAAAGGAGAUGUAUUCAGACAUUCUGCAGAUAGAUGGCAAUCAACUCCCAAAGAUCCCAGAAGAAGAAGAAGCUGUUGGCAUAAUAACCAUGGAAGAUGUCAUUGAGGAGCUUUUACAGGAGGAGAUCUUUGAUGAGACAGAUCAUCAUUUCGAGGAAUCCUCACCCCAGCAAGAUAAUCACGAAAAACUUGUCCGUUAGGGCCGUAUGAAGGUAGUAGUUUAAAACUUCUAAAUCCGCGUAUGGUCUAUAGGCACUCUUAUUAGGAGCCCCUGAUGGUUGACGAAGCCAGAAAAAAGGUAUGUAUAAUUUGUUGGACUCCAGCAUCACAUGAGUUUUGUAAGUACCUACUCUUGGUAGUGAAAGAUGCCCUGAAAAAAAAGAUGUUGGAACUAUUGGGGGGGUUUCCUCGUGACACUGCCACAUAAGAAAAGAAAAUAAGAGA